AUGGCGGCAGAAUCAAGCAAGAAGCAUGCCCGCGCCGACAGCAAAACUCACGAAGACUAUAUGCAAGUCGAGAACGCGCUCAAGCAUCCAUCCACGAAACGCGCGAAACAGAUCGACUCCGACACGCCUUUCAAUCAGCUUCAUGACAUUCUAGAAAAGACACGCAAGGACGUGAAGCCUCGCAAUGUCCUGCAUUGGUUCCGAUCGAAGGACCUCAGACAAGAGGACAACAAGGGUCUGCAUGCUGCCUCGCAGAAAGCAAAGGAGGGCAGCGGAGGCCUUCUCACCAUCAAGCAGAUCCCGCUCGCGAUAGUAACUGCGCCGGACAGAGGCACGAAGAGUGACAAGGUCCUGGAGUUCGUGAAGCAGAACGACGUUUCCCACAUCUACGCCGACAUGGAGUACGAAGUGGCCGAGCUGCGACGUGACAUAGACCUCGCGAAGAAGGUGCAGGGGGAGAAGGACCUCUCGCUCGACGUUCUGCAUGAUCAGACCGUGGUCGUCCCCGGUGCCCUGAGAACGGGCUCCGGGGGCCCUCACAAGCUUUUCACUCCGUACCACAAGAUGUGGCUCUCCGUCACGAAGGACGACUCGAGCUUGCUUGAGACGGUGCCGCCACCUGAGGGUAAUGAUAAGAGCGUGUCAAAGCAGUUCCAUAAGCUGUUCGACACCGAGAUCCCCGAGCUGCCCGAAAGCAAGCAGUUUCCGAGCAAGGAAGAGCGGGAACGUAUACGAAGUCUCUGGCCUGCAGGCAAUGAGGCAGGGAUGGGCCGUCUGAAACACUUUUUGCACGACAAAGUCGCCACGUACAGUGCACAUCGCUCCGAGCCCGCAUACGACGCCACGAGCAGGUUAUCUCCGUACUUCUCCUCCGGCAUCGUCAGCGUACGGGAGGUUCUACCCGAGACGAAGAAGUUCAACCAGGGCAAGCAUUUCGACGAAGGUGACAGAGGCGUCGACAGUUGGGUCCGCGAGAUUGUGUUCCGCGAGUUCUACCGCCAGGUGCUGGCCAUCACGCCGCACACGUCGGUGAACCUGCCGCAGAACCUGCAGUUCGACUUCGUCGAGUGGGAAGACGACGAGGAGGGCUGGAAGAAGUGGUGCGAAGGCCGGACCGGCGUGCCGUUCGUCGACGCCGGGAUGCGCCAGAUCAACCACGAGGCCUACAUGCGCAACCGCCUGCGGAUGAACACGUCGUCGUACCUCCGCGCGAACCUGCUGAUUGACUACCGCAAGGGCGAGCGCUACUUCGCCGAACAUCUCGUCGACUGGGAUCUGAGCAACAACACGCAGGGCUGGGAGCCUUCGUACACCGUCUUCAACCCCGUCUCGCAGGGCAAGAAAUGCGACAAGGACGGCGACUACAUCCGCAAGUGGGUGCCGGAGCUUGAGAGUGUCAAGGGUGAUGCCAUCUUCGAGCCCCAUGCGAAGUUGUCCAAGGCGGAAUUCGAGAAACUGGGAUAUCCGUAUCCGCAUGUCGACUAUGCUGAGAGCUCCCGGAGAGCGAAGGCCAGGUACAAGCAGGAUCUAGCUAACGCUGAUCCUUGA
Anthostomella pinea is the source of this 1548-nucleotide messenger RNA. The record is from the annotation of a GenBank genome assembly. NCBI's taxonomy places the organism in Eukaryota, Fungi, Ascomycota, Sordariomycetes, Xylariales, Xylariaceae.